This is a messenger RNA of Helianthus annuus (common sunflower), 2858 nucleotides long. RefSeq names its product probable WRKY transcription factor 2. The transcript has 6 exons. The record is from RefSeq and is a predicted model, not a curated record. NCBI's taxonomy places the organism in Eukaryota, Viridiplantae, Streptophyta, Magnoliopsida, Asterales, Asteraceae. Bases 923 to 2692 code for a protein of 589 amino acids. Gene Ontology annotation, biological process: regulation of DNA-templated transcription. Gene Ontology annotation, molecular function: sequence-specific DNA binding; DNA-binding transcription factor activity.
UUUUUUUUUUUUUUUUUUUUUUUUUUUUUGCAGAAAAACGGCUAAAAUUACCAUUUAUGAGUUACAAUUUAUCAGCUUUCCCAUUUAUUGUUCUUGUUUUAGUGUGGGAUUAUUUCUUUUUCUGCAAAAAAAAAAAAAAAAAAGUCUGAAAUUAUGGUAAUUAGGUUACAAAUCUUUCAUCUUUUUUUCCCAUCAAUUUCUCUUGUUUCACUUCUUUAUUUGCAAAAAUAUAAUAAUUUUGGGUACCAUUUUUACAAUCUUUCUCAUCAUAUGUUCUUGCUUCAGAAUUGAGUUCAUUCUUUUUUGCAAAAAGGUUUAAAAUUUAUAUUUUUUAGUGACAAAUUUACAAUCUUUUUGAUCAUAUGUUCUUGCUUCAUAGUGAAAUUCAUUCUUUUUUGCAAAAAGGUUUAAAAUUUAUAUUUUUUUAGUGACAAAUUUACAAUCUUUCUGAUCAUAUGUUCUUGCUUCAGAAUUGAGUUCAUUCUUUUUUGCAAAAAGGUUUAAAAUUUAUGUUUUUUAGUAACAAAUUUACAAUCUUUCUCAUCAUAUGCUCUUGUUCCAGACUGCAAAUUAUUCUUUUUUGCAAAAAAGGUCUAAAAUUUAUGUUUUUUAGUGACAAAUUUACAAUCUUUUUGAUCAUAUGUUCUUGCUUCAUAGUGAAAUUCAUUCUUUUUCGCAAAAAGGUUUAAAAUUUAUGUUUUUUAGUGACAAAUUUACAAUCUUUCUGAUCAUAUGUUCUUGCUUCAGAGUGUUCAUUCAUUCUUUUUUGCAAAAAGGUUUAAAAUUUAUGUUUUUUAGUAACAAAUUUACAAUCUUUCUCAUCAUAUGCUCUUGUUCCAGACUGCAAAUUAUUCUUUUUUACAAAAAAGUUGACCUUAAUUAGAAGCUGACAGCAAAAAAGGAGUUUAAUUUCUAUUUUUUGAUGGGUGGAUUUGAUGACCAUGUUGGAAUAAUUGGAGAUUGGAUGGCUCCUAACCCAAGCCCUAGCCCAAGGUCAUUCUUUAUGGCUAUGUUAAGUGAAGCAGGCUCAGGGUCAGUGACUGAACCACCCAAGGACAACCCAACCAGUAGGUUCACUUUUCAUGGACCCGACAAACAAUUCGGGUCAGAAAACGGUGCGUUUGGUGCCGAACAGAAGUCGGGAAGCUCAAGGUCAGGUCUUGUUGAAAGAAUGGCUGCUAGAGCUGGUUACAAUGCUCCAAGAUUAAACACUGACAUCAUCAGACCUCCUCCGAGUCCUGCUGACGUGGACAAACAAUCGUCUGUUUUGACAAUCCCUCCUGGUCUUAGUCCGACUUCGCUUUUAGAUUCGCCGGUUUUUCUGUCGAAUUCGCUGGCUCAACCAUCUCCAACAACUGGGAAAUUCGCAUUUGCACAAAAUAAAGAUGAUUCGUUUGAAGAAUUCAACAAUUCAUCUUUUGCAUUUAAACCUGUUCUUGAAUCUGCUUCUGUUCCGGUUUCCAACAAGGUUAAUUCGCCUUUUAUGUCUUGGCAAUCUGAGAAUCGCGUACCAUCCAUUGAAACCGCCAAAAACGGUGGUUUAAAUGGGAAUAUUAUUCAAGAACAUCACGAAGAAGACGCAGAUCAAAUACCGAGUGGCGAAAAUGGUAAUUACGUAAAUGAAGAUGGGUAUAACUGGAGAAAGUACGGCCAAAAACAAGUGAAGGGUAGUGAGUAUCCUAGAAGCUAUUACAAAUGCACUUAUGCAAAUUGUCCGGUCACAAAAAAGGUGGAGCGAUCUCACGAGGGCCACAUCACCGAAAUUAUUUAUAAAGGGGCCCACAAUCAUCCAAAACCUCCUCCUGGCCGUAGAUCCGGGUUCGCAUCUUCUAACGACAUCCAAGGUGGCAUUGAGUGGGCCCAAGAUGCUAAUGUUGAAGUGUCGUCAACCGCGGUUCAUCAUGGAACUCAGGUUGAGUCUAGUGAUCAUGUGGACGGCUCGUUGACCUUUUCUAAUGAGGAAGGAGAAGAUGAUGAUCGUGCGACACAUGGCAGCGUGUCAUUGGGUGGUGACGUUGAAGGAGACGAGUCUGAGUCAAAACGAAGAAAGGUUGAAGCAUACGCAGCAGAUGUAAGUGGGGCCAGCCGAGCCAUAAGGGAGCCGAGAGUAGUUGUGCAAACCACGAGCGAGGUGGAUAUUCUCGAUGACGGGUACCGCUGGCGUAAAUACGGGCAGAAAGUCGUCAAAGGAAAUCCAAAUCCAAGGAGUUACUACAAAUGCACGAGCACCGGAUGCACAGUCAGAAAACACGUAGAACGGGCUUCACACGACCUUAAGUCGGUAAUCACAACAUACGAAGGGAAACACAACCACGACGUCCCAGUUGCGCGUAACAGCAGUCACGUUAACUCCACCGUCACACAACCUCAAUCAGUUCAAGCCUCUCAAGUUCAAAACAGCAUGGCUAGGUUUGAAAGACCCCAUUACGGUUUGCAGCCCGGUCCCAAUGGCUAUGGUUAUGGGAUGAACAUGAGUCAAAUGGCUAUGGCUGGGUUGGGACCUAACCAAGGUAAAAUGCCGGUUCAUGGUCAUCAGUUUAUUGGACAAAUGAAUGAGAUGGGAAUGAUGUUGCCGAAAGGUGAACCGAAGGUGGAGCCCGUGUCGGACCCUGGUUUGAACCUUGCCGCUAACGGUUCGUCUCUUUACCAUCAUAUGGUUAUUAAUAGGUUGCCCCUUGGUCCUCAGAUGUAAAUUUUAUUGGUGUUUUAAGAGUACAAAUAUUCACAACUUUAUAUUAUUAUUUGAACUUGUUUAUGUUGCAAUUCUUCCACUGGAAAUUCUUUGUUAAAAAUAUUUGACCACACGUUGCGGCGGUACGUUACCGUGGGCAUUUGAUGGGUAUCAGUUUGGUUUGUUA